Salpingoeca rosetta is the source of this 333-nucleotide messenger RNA. RefSeq names its product 60S ribosomal protein L29. The coding region runs from base 1 to 333 and encodes 110 amino acids. Lineage: Eukaryota; Choanoflagellata; Craspedida; Salpingoecidae. Gene Ontology annotation, biological process: cytoplasmic translation. The transcript is spliced from 4 exons. Gene Ontology annotation, molecular function: structural constituent of ribosome. The record is from RefSeq and is a predicted model, not a curated record. Gene Ontology annotation, cellular component: cytosolic large ribosomal subunit; ribosome.
AUGGGAGGCCGCUUGCUUGUGCCGUGUGCCGUGUGCCGUGUGCCGUGUGCCCCUGCACCAACGUCCUCCGUCCCAGACCCACUCACCACCCCAACAACCGCAGCCAUGGCCAAGUCCAAGAACCACACAGCCCACAACCAGAACUACAAGGCACACAAGAACGGCCUGAAGAAGCCCAAGCUCCGUCUUGUUCGCAGCCUCAAGGGCCGUGACCCCAAGCUUGUGCGCAACAUGCGCUUUGCCAAGAAGGGUUCCAUCCGCGCUGCCCGCAAGGAGGCAGCAAGGCAGGCAUACCUUGCCCGUGCCGGUUCCAAGAAGACCGAGUCCAAGUAA